AGAUCAUCCGUGUCUCUCCCCACACACACACUCCCUUGCUCAUGUAAGAAGCACCGAGAGAUGAGAGACCGAGGGAGGCACAUCAUUUCUCUUUAAACCUUCCAAAAUCCACACCUCCUUUUUCCUUUAUUUUAUUUUAUAUAUAUAUUUAACAUUCCAACGACACCCACCAUCCCCAUAUCUCCCAUAACACACACCACCUCUUGUCUCUUCCAAUCAACCCUCUUCCACGCUCCACAAGACAUGUGCCAUGAUAACUGGGUUAAGAUCGCCAUGGCCGACGAUUCUCUCGUCGUCGACCUCCUUCUCCGACUCCACCAAGCCCGACAGCCGCCGCCACCUCCCUCUCUUAACCUGCAGUGGAGCGUGCGUCAGCGCCGUUCCAAGUGCGUUCCCCGCCACAAUAAAGCGGAGACAACUAGAGCCAGUCCUACCACCCCUCUCUCCUGGAGCGCCACCACCUCAGCAAGCGGAGGAGGCGCCACUCUAGAUAGCUAUGAGGAGUCCAGCCGCCCAACCAAACACCUGCAUACCUCGAGAUCUAAGGUUGCAAAUCCAAUCGAAACAGCUCUUACCAAAAAGUCACGAAGAAAAAAGACUUUAGCUGAACUAAAAGAGGAGGAGACUUUGUUGCUCAAAGAAAGGAGAAGCUUGAAAAAUGAACUUGCAUCAUUGCGUCUCACACUUGAGAAACAUAGAGCCACAAAUGAAAGCUUAAAGAGAUUAAAGCUUGAUUUGGAGUCGCAACGGAACUCUGAACCAACUAAAAUCUACGAGGAGUCUAAGAAAGGUGUGGUUGACCUACCUCAGUGCCAUCCAUCAACUUCUCUGUCCCCAAAAACUGUUACACAUAAGGUUAUUGAUGGCCAUUCAUAUGUUUGUCCACUAAAUUCUUGUUCCAAAUCACAAGAGAUGAGUAAAAAAGAAUCUACCUUGGUGCUCCCUGAUCUAAAUUUGCCUGUGGAUGUGGAUUUGAGCUCCAAUUGCAUGGACUGAAUCAGCUAAUAAGAAUCAUAUAUGUACUAUGAUGCAGCCUAACAAUUUAGGUUUGUGCUAAUGUAAUUGUUCUAGAUGCUGAAGAGUAAACCAUUCAUCUUCAUUGGUCAACAUUCACGUGGAAAUUGUUUCCCAGGGUAGCUUAGAAAUCCUAACAGAUCAGGCUUAGUAUUUCACUAUUUUCAUAUUUUUUUCGUUCCAUUGUUUUCUACAGUGUCCAAAAAAACCCUGUAUUCCUUCUCUUCAUUUUUAUAGAAAAUAUUUACUGAUAAA
This is a messenger RNA of Arachis duranensis, 1269 nucleotides long. RefSeq lists its product as uncharacterized. The record is from RefSeq and is a predicted model, not a curated record. The transcript has 5 exons. The coding region runs from base 244 to 996 and encodes 250 amino acids. Lineage: Eukaryota; Viridiplantae; Streptophyta; Magnoliopsida; Fabales; Fabaceae.